Messenger RNA from Argiope bruennichi, 1815 nucleotides. RefSeq lists its product as uncharacterized. Lineage: Eukaryota; Metazoa; Arthropoda; Arachnida; Araneae; Araneidae. Gene Ontology annotation, cellular component: cytoplasm. The record is from RefSeq and is a predicted model, not a curated record. Gene Ontology annotation, molecular function: ubiquitin protein ligase binding. Gene Ontology annotation, biological process: regulation of proteolysis; proteasome-mediated ubiquitin-dependent protein catabolic process. The coding region runs from base 100 to 1617 and encodes 505 amino acids. The transcript has 2 exons.
UGAACAGCAAGUCCCGCGUCCGCUUCGUUUCUUGCUUAACGACUAUAUACUAUAAUUGAAGCUCAUUAGAACUUGUUAUUUGACUCGAUUCCAAAAAGCAUGGAGAAAAAGGGUAGCAGACUUAUUUCUCAAAAAGGAAAUAAAACAGUAUUGAAGUGGAUGGUAAAGAAUUUCAAGCCUCAGUUGCUUUGCAAUUCAGAUUAUAUGUGUCUAAAAAGUCCCAUAAUAAAAACGGAUGAAUUAGCAUGGAGAAUUCGCAUCACUUCAUGCAUUAGAGAAUUUCCUGAUGAAUUUAGUAUUGUUUUAACGAGAGAAGAUUAUAAAACUCCUGAAUUUGCCCAUUAUUUCGUUGAACAUAAAAUGGAGAUCGCUAAUAUAAAAUGGGCUCCAUCUGAAGUAAGAUGCUGCUUUGCUUCCUCAGGAAUACCAGUUAGAUUUGUGUCUCUGAUUAAUUUAUCUGAUUUCCUAGAUGAAGAAAGAUUCCCCCCUGCAUGUGAAUUGAACGUACAAUUUCGAUUACGAAAAUGCAGCUUUCAGACAUCAUUUUCAAACUAUUUUUCAGCAGUAACCGACUUAAUUGUGGCUAAAAGAUCGGCCAGUAUUUGUUAUAACACUGCUUAUUAUUCAACUGCGCUGAAUGAACCAGCAGAAUCAGGAAAUCAUAUAACUGAAAAUGUAGGUGACGAAAUGGUAGUACCCACCAGUGGUAGUAAUAACAACCCACCAUUCAGACCCCAAUCUCCUAUACAACUCAGAAUCUUCCAUUCUCCAAUUGUGAAUUGUAUUAACUCAACGUUCAAAUCGCAUCUGGAUGCCUUUUUAAAAUGCGAGAUUUUCUUAUUGGAUGCUAAAAACAAUGUUGUCAUUGCCUCGGAAGUUGCAGAAAACUUGCUUUUGAAAUAUCAAGAAUGGACCGUCCCUCUGUAUGUGCCUAGAAAUUUCGCCGAAGAAAUUGAAAUCAACUCUUCGUCAUUCCGUGAAGUGUUGGGUAUUAUUGCAAAUGUUUCCUUUCAUGAUGAACAGAGUGAGAUAAGCUGCAUUACAAAAGGUUAUUUUACUCACCGGAAGAAGCAUUCUAUUUUGAAAGCAGACUUGAAGAAAUUAUUUCAUAACAGGGACCUCAAUGCAGAUUUCUGCAUAAAAGCAAAAGGGAAACCCUUUCGUGUUCACAAGUUUAUUCUAGCUGCUAGAUCACCUGUUUUCAAAGCUAUUCUAAAAACUGACAUGCUUGAAAUCAGAACAGGUGUAAUGAAUAUUUCACAUAUGAGUCCCGACGCAAUGAGCCUCUUCCUUAAAUGCGUUUAUGCAUCAGAAUUAGAGAAAGAUGUUGCUCACGAAAAUGUCCUUUCAUUGUAUAAAGCCGCAGAUAGAUACGAAAUCUCAUCUUUGCAGCUCACUUGUAGACGAGAGCUGAUGGAAAAUGUUUCAAUAACUAAUAUAGGUGAUCUGUUUAUUCUGUCUUACUUACAUGGAGACAGUAAAUUGAAAGAUUUCAUUAGAUCCGUUUUAAAUGCUUGGGGGUUCAACAAGCGUGAAGUGAUUUUAGAUGGAAUGUUAAAGCUAUUUCCUGAAAAUAGACAAUUCCACAUUUGGAUGGAAGAAUUUUCAAAAAACUGAGAUGCAUUUACUGAAGAAGUAUCUGAAGAAAAAUUUGGCCAUGAAAGAACAUAAUAUUGUAAUAUACAAAAAAUAUUUGAAUUUUUCUUCUGUAUCUUUUAGAUAAAUAAAAUAAAAUAAAAUAAAAAUAAUAAAAUGUUAAAUAAAAAAUAUAUAAAAAUAACCGAAUAUUUAGUCCACAACAUUAUAGUAAAAUAA